GGGUCUUUAAGAUAAAUCUAAUUUUUAUUCUUAAUUUUAUAGUUUUUUAGUUCACCAUGGCAUCUUCUAGUGGAGUUAGCAAGAAAACUGUGGCAUACUUCUAUGACCCUGAUGUUGGAAACUUCCACUACGGCCCAAAUCACCCGAUGAAGCCCCACCGUCUUGCCAUCACACACAGUCUUGUGCUCAACUAUGGGCUGCAUAAGAAGCUGCAAGUUUACCGGCCCUAUAAAGCAAAUUUCCAUGAUAUGACCAGGUUCCACUCAGAGGACUAUAUUGACUUCCUGCAGAAAGUGUCUCCCCAAAAUGUUACAAAUUACACCAAAAAUCUUGGACAGUUUAACAUGGCAGAUGACUGCCCUGUGUUUGAAGGCCUGUAUGACUUCUGCUGUAUGUACACUGGAGCUUCACUACAAGGAGCCGUCAAACUCAAUAACAAAUGCUGCGACAUUGCAGUCAAUUGGUCUGGGGGACUCCACCAUGCCAAGAAGUUUGAAGCAUCAGGCUUCUGUUAUGUCAAUGAUAUCGUCAUUGCUAUUCUAGAACUGCUUAAAUAUCAUGCACGUGUUCUAUAUAUAGACAUAGACAUUCAUCAUGGCGAUGGUGUACAGGAAGCCUUCUAUCUCACUGACCGAGUCAUGACGGUCUCCUUCCAUAAAUAUGGCAAUUAUUUCUUUCCAGGCACUGGAGACAUGUUUGAAAUCGGCCACGACAAUGGACGCUACUAUUCUGUCAAUGUUCCGCUGAAGGAAGGCAUUGAUGAUGCAAGUUACAUACAAGUUUUUAAGCCUGUUAUCGAGAGCGUGAUGCAGUUCUACCAGCCCACCGCAAUUGUGCUGCAGUGCGGUGCCGACUCCCUCAACGGGGACAGGCUGGGUUGCUUCUCACUCUCCACGCGCGGUCACGGGGAGUGCGUGAGCUUCACCAAGAGCCUUGGUCUGCCAGUGCUGGUGCUGGGCGGCGGGGGCUACACGCCCCGCAACGUCGCGCGCUGCUGGGCAUACGAGACCGGGCUGCUGGUCGACGCUGAAAUGCCCACUGAGAUCCCCUACAGCACGGAGUAUUGCCAAUACUUCUCCCCGGAUUUCUCCCUGCACCCCGACGUGAUCACGCGGCAAGAUAACGGCAACAGCCGCCAGUACCUGGAGGCCAUCGUAGCGCACACGCGCGACAACCUGCGCAUGAUCCAGCACGCGCCCAGUGUGCAGAUGCAGGAGGUGCCGGCUGACGGGCUACGGCUGGGGGAGUGGCAGCCUGAGCGCGACCCCAACGAGCGCCUGCACCUCAGGGACGAGGAUGCCAGGGUGGAGCCCGACAACGAGUACUACGACGGUGAGAAGGACAACGACCACAACGACAUCACCGACGCCAAGAACUGACGUGCAUAAACCCUGCUGUUCGGUCGCCCCACGGUCAGAACUGAUGCAUUUUCUGACGCUCGGUCGCCCCGCCCUCAGAACUGAUGCACCUCCUGGCCCUCGGUCGCCCCGCGCUCAGAACUGAUGCACCUUCUGACGCUCGGUCGCCCAGCGCUAUAUCUGAUGCAGCUUCUGACGCUUGGUUGCCCCCGCCCCACGGUCAGAACUGAUGCAUCUUCUGACGCUCGGUCGCCCUCGCCCCACGGUCAGAACUGAUGCAUCUUCUGACGCUCGGUUGCCCUCGCCCCACGGUCAGAACUAAUGCAUCUUCUGACGCUUAGUUGCCCCCGCCCUACGGUUAGAACUGAUGCAUCUUCUGACGCUUAGUUGCCCCCGCCCCACGGUCAGAACUGAUGCAUCUUCUGACGCUUAGUUGCCCCCGCCCUACGGUCAGAACUGAUGCAUCUUCUGGCGCUCGGUUGCCUCGCGUGCAGAACUGAUGCACCUUCUGGCGCUCAGUCCAAGAUCGCUCCAUUGUUUAUACCGCAGUUGUUAAUAGGUUAUGGGGUCGCUCUAUGUCCAUAUUCUGCUGUGACAUAGCUUUUUUUACCGUAUGCAUCAGCUGGGACUUUUUUGUGAGUCUCCCCAUGUCCCUGCCCCAGCUUAGACUUUUUAAUAUCCUAUAUCCAUGCCACAAGUAAGCUAUUAGGGUGAGUGGGCUUGAGGAGAGGCUUGGCAAUAAUUAGUCAAGUUCAUUCUACUGAGCAGCUUCUAUCGAAAACAGGGAGAGUCGUUCCUGUGCGGGAAUGACUCGCAUUCAUAUUGAAUGCCAGUCAUUCUAUGUUAAUUUAUUCAAGAUCUCGCAUCCAUAUCAUGCGAAUGUUGAUCUCAUUAUCAUUACUAGGAAUUUGUCUUGAAG
Molecule: messenger RNA, 2277 nt
Organism: Hyalella azteca
Lineage: Eukaryota; Metazoa; Arthropoda; Malacostraca; Amphipoda; Hyalellidae
Gene: HDAC3
Product: histone deacetylase 3
Exons: 10
Coding region: 57-1379 (440 amino acids)
Molecular function (GO): histone deacetylase activity
Source: RefSeq, a predicted model, not a curated record